This is a messenger RNA of Cetraspora pellucida, 297 nucleotides long. Lineage: Eukaryota; Fungi; Glomeromycota; Glomeromycetes; Diversisporales; Gigasporaceae. The record is from the annotation of a GenBank genome assembly.
UUAGUAAGUAAAGAAGCAGUCAAGGGUUAUCACCUCUUAGCAAUUGCAAAUGUUGUUCAAAAUGAAGCUAAGAAAGUGUAUGAAAAUUUAGGUAUAGAAUAUCUCAAGACGCAGGAUGUUACUAAUAUUAAAUUUAAAUUCGUGAGCCUAAUGAAUUUACAUCUUAUUGGUGAAUCUAGUAUAAAAGCUGAUAUUAUUGAAACAGUAAAAUUCUUAACUAAAAAAAACUAUCAAGUAGAUGAUUUUUUAUUUGAAAACCUUACUAUAGGUUUUGUUUUGCAAAUUCAGAACAAUUAG